This is a messenger RNA of Cuscuta epithymum, 373 nucleotides long. The record is from the annotation of a GenBank genome assembly. NCBI's taxonomy places the organism in Eukaryota, Viridiplantae, Streptophyta, Magnoliopsida, Solanales, Convolvulaceae.
GUGAAGGUUGGCGAUUUGGGGCUCUCCAAAGUGAAAUGCCAGACACUUAUCUCAGGUGGUGUGCGUGGGACCCUUCCAUGGAUGGCACUCGGGCUUCUGAAUGGCAGUAGUAAUCUUGUCUCGGAGAAGGUUGACGUUUUUUUCUUUGGAGUCGUAAUGUGGGAACUUUUAACAGGAGAAGAACCAUAUGCAGACUUGCAUUAUGGCGCUAUAAUCGGCGGUAUUGUGAGCAACACACUGCGGCCGACUAUACCAGAAUCAUGUGACCCCGACUGGAGAGCUCUCAUGGAAAGAUGCUGGUCAGCUGAACCAUUGGAGAGGCCGAGUUUCAGUGAGAUUGCAAAUGAAUUGCGGGUUAUCGCAUCAAAGUUCC